AUCUGGCUUUUAGGUUUGUUCCUUGCAUUUCCUUUGGGCGCCGACAGAGAGAACGAGAGAUUCAUCUUCACAGGCUUACACACACAACUUCAGUUCUUCCUGCUUCCGUCUUCCCCCUUCGCUUCUUCGUCUUCAUCACACCCUAUUAGCAAUCUUCGACUAUCGUGCCUCUCUCUAGCAAUCGAAUGACCCACUCGAGUCUGUAAUUGUCGGCCAUCGUGCUUCACCCUCUGCCGCUUGCUUCAGUCCGUAUGUCGCCGUCCUCCUGCCGACGACCUAAUUUCAGAUCCACCACUCCACAUCCGGUUAAAUUUGACGAAAUCACAAAAUCUUCAUUUAGCAAAGAGUCGUUAUUUUUGAACAAGUUAGCUUAGGUAACAACAAAAUUUCCUUGGAGAGAUGCCUUCUGGUAGCAUCUAGCGGCGAUGAAGAACAAUCAGGAAUCCCUGGACACACCGGAAACUCAACAUGAGUCUCAAAGUGACCAAAAUAAUAAUGGAACAGAAACUCCUGUCCCUGACUCUGGUUCGGUUUCCAUCUCCAGCAAUGACAACAGAAAAGUUUCCAGGGAGGAUAUUGAACUUGUUCAAAACUUGAUAGAACGCUGUUUGCAGUUGUAUAUGAAUAGGGAUGAGGUGGUAAAAACUCUAUUAAACCGUGCACGGAUAGAUCCUGGGUUUACUACUCUUGUUUGGCAGAAGUUAGAAGAAGAGAAUGCAGAUUUUUUCAGAGCCUACUACAUAAGGUUAAAAUUGAAGAAGCAGAUCAUCCUUUUCAAUCAUUUACUCGAGCAUCAAUAUCACCUUAUGAAGUACCCAAUGCCUCCAAAGCUACCUGUGGGUCCCAUACACAAUGGGGUGCAUCCCAUGCCAGUUAACAACUUACCCAUGGGAUACCCAGUUCUACAGCAACCUCCAAUGGGGACUCCAGGUCAGCCUCAUAUGGAUUCCAUGGGUAUGUCUAGCUGUCAUGUGGUCAAUGGAGUCCCUGCUCCCAGUAACUUUCAUCCCAUACGAAUGAACUCUGGAAACGAGAGUAUGGUAAUGGAUGGCAAUGCAGGUGGAGGUGGUGGUGGUGUAACUCCAAUUCCGGCUAAUGGGGCGAUUUCACCUAUGUCAGAUAUGCCUAUAAGUCCUACGUCAGUGGCAUCCAGUGGUCAUUUUCCCUUCACUGCAUCUGAACUAUCAGGAAUGGGAGUUGACACGUCAGCACUUGACACAGCGUUUACAUCUGAUGUGGCAAGUUCUGUUGGAUUGCAUCUACCACAAGAUAAUGGAAAUUCUAGAUCUUUUGGUCAGAUUCCAUGGAAUUUCAGCCUUUCAGAUCUAACAGCAGACUUGUCGAACCUAGGAGAUCUAGGGGCUCUUGGAAACUAUCCUGGUUCACCCUUUCUGCCUUCUGAUUCAGAUAUAUUGCUUGAUUCUCCUGAGCAAGAGGACAUUGUGGAUGAGUUCUUUGUUGAUUCUGUUCCCGGACCACCAUGCUCACAGUCGGAUGAAGAUAAGGCUUAGUUAAUGUUGUAAUAUUUCUCUCAACUCUCAACUCUCAUCUCAAGAUACUCUAUUUUGGAAGAGGCGACAACAUAAAGAGUCUCUCUAUUUUGUACCAUUCAAUACUAUGUUAAAUGCUAUUCCUUUCAACUUUAGCAUAAUAUAUACCACGAAUUCUGAAUCCCAAUAACAUACAUCAUGCUCAAUUUUUUUUUGCCAUACAGA
Molecule: messenger RNA, 1715 nt
Organism: Lactuca saligna
Lineage: Eukaryota; Viridiplantae; Streptophyta; Magnoliopsida; Asterales; Asteraceae
Source: the annotation of a GenBank genome assembly